Messenger RNA from Cannabis sativa, 1832 nucleotides. RefSeq names its product putative transferase At4g12130, mitochondrial. Lineage: Eukaryota; Viridiplantae; Streptophyta; Magnoliopsida; Rosales; Cannabaceae. The transcript is spliced from 5 exons. The coding region runs from base 276 to 1496 and encodes 406 amino acids. The record is from RefSeq and is a predicted model, not a curated record. Gene Ontology annotation, cellular component: mitochondrial matrix. Gene Ontology annotation, molecular function: protein binding.
AAAAACUAAUGAACAAAAAUGAACUACACCUACGUGUAACGUGUCUUCAUGGAUCCGUCUUCUCUUCAUUCGGGAAUUUUAUCGAACACUUGGGCAGCUCUCCUUCAUUUUCAUCACGAACAAACGUCUUAGAGGACACGUGCCACAAACCCAGAUUAAUCAUCUGAGCUCACGUGUCUCUACUCUCUACACCCAGUAUCUUCCUUUUCACACCGUCAUUGCUACUUCUUCAUCCGCCGUAGUCAUCUUCAAUCCAAAUCCUAGAACAACUCACAAUGCUACGCUCUAAACAUGCCCUUCUGUUCCCAAAAACCAUUUGGGUCAAUCUACGUCACUACAGAAGCCUCCAUCGGAAAGCUGACCUCGAAAAAGUGGGUCCUUUAGCUUCCCUCCUCAAAUCCCGCUCUGUGGUCCGGUUCCGAGGACCAGACACCGUCAAAUUCCUCCAGGGACUGUUGACCAACGAUGUACGACGAUUAGAUGAACCCGCGAGUGAGAAGGAUUCAUCGACUCUGGUCACGCCCAAUUUGGCUACGGUCUCCGCUCCACCCAUGUACGCUGCACUGCUCAGUCCUCAGGGGAGAUUCUUGUACGACCUGGUUCUGUAUAGACCGGCGAGAGCUGAGGAUAAGCUUAACGAGGCUGGAUCAGGACCCGGGUCCGACCCAGAUGAGGCUUUUGAGCUCUUUGCUGAUGUUGAUGCUUUUGUCUUGGAUGAGCUCUUGAACACCUUAAAAAGGUAUCGUUUGAGGUCCAAGGUUGAGAUUGAGAACGUUGGGGAAGACUUCUCUUGCUGGCAGCGUUAUGGGGGAAGCCUUACUAAAACUUCCUCAGAUGUAGAAGAGCCAGAGGCUGCUAGCGUUGGCUGGGGUUCCGGCGUUGAUCGGUCUGGGGAGUCAGCUUCCCAUGGGAACAAACAUGGAACACAGUGGUACAAGGAUCCUAGAUUGGACUGCCUUGGUUUUAGGGGAAUCUUCCCAUCUAAUACAACACCACCUCUGGUUGAAGCUGAUAAAGAAACUGAUGAAAAGAAUUACAUUUUAUGGAGAGUAGAAAAUGGAGUUGCAGAAGGCUCAAUUGAGAUUCCAAAAGGUGAGGCAAUUCCUCUUGAAUACAACCUGGUGGGACUAAACGCAAUAAGCUUUGACAAAGGAUGUUAUGUUGGCCAAGAGUUUGUAGCACGGACCCACCAUCGUGGGGUCAUUCGCAAGCGCUUGCUUCCUUUAAGAUUUGUUAAUAGCCGUGGAGAAGAAUUGGAGCAGAAAAUCUCUCCUGGCUCAGAAGUAGUUGAUACCGAGACAGGCAAAAAAGUCGGUGCUAUAACGACUGUGAUUGGAUGUCGAGGGCUGGGUGUCCUGCGUCUGGAGGAAGCCUUCAAAAGAUCAAGUGCAUUAACCAUACAAGGACAGGAGGAUGUAAAAGUUGAGGCUACAAGGCCAGAAUGGUGGCCUGCUGAAUGGUUUCAAGAAUAUCAACAGGACAGGGCAGUUGCUUAAGAAAUUUGGUGUUACCAGUUUCACUGAAUGAAUAUAUAUGAGCUUGUACUUGGUUCGUUUAUUCUUUUACAUAGAUGAAAGCUGAAAUAAUAGAAAGAGUACCGGGAAGGAGGUAAUAAAAUAUUGAAGGUGUACUUGUAUAGAUUGAUCUCAUGAUUUCUUUUUUCUUUUUUUACUGCUUACCAAUGGUUUUUGGGUAAGGAAAGGUAACAAAUUUUUAAGUAGAAAUCAUGGAUUUAAACCUUUAAGAAAAUGUCAAAUUGCACCUUAAAAGGCAUAAACAGUAAGAGCACUCUAUUUGUUUUAUAUUUAUAGAAUAUUAUUUAUUACUCUAAA